Molecule: messenger RNA, 1410 nt
Organism: Selaginella moellendorffii
Lineage: Eukaryota; Viridiplantae; Streptophyta; Lycopodiopsida; Selaginellales; Selaginellaceae
Product: lipoxygenase 3, chloroplastic
Exons: 3
Coding region: 49-1410 (453 amino acids)
Biological process (GO): lipid oxidation
Molecular function (GO): oxidoreductase activity, acting on single donors with incorporation of molecular oxygen, incorporation of two atoms of oxygen; metal ion binding
Source: RefSeq, a predicted model, not a curated record
GCAGCUCGAGGGAUUGUCAGUUCAAGCGGUACAGUGAUCCCGUUCGUUAUGUCCUGUGCAAAAAUUUUCAAUCUUUUGUCUCAGGCUCUCCGAGGAAGAAAACUCCUCAGCGUCGACUACUACGACACCUUCAUGCCAUUUUUGAGUAGGAUCAAUGCGCAAGAAGGGAUCCAGUCGUACGCGUCUCGUUCCAUCUUCUUUUUAACUAAGCAGGGCUUCCUUAAACCAGUUGCCAUAGAGCUAAGCUUGCCACCACAAACUCCGGACACAAGUAGUCACAGGGUGUUUGUGCCACCCUUGUCUGCCGAGAAAAAAGACUGGUUAUGGGAUCUUGCUAAAGCACACGCAGCUUGCAACGAUGCAACGUACCAUCAAGUCGUAAGCCACUGGACAUAUACACACGCGGUGUUAGAACCUUUCAUACUGGCGGCUCGUCGACAUCUGAGCACCAUGCACCCUCUGCAUCUCUUGCUGGAUCCACAUUUCAAGGACACGCUGGCGAUGAAUGCAUUGGCAAGAAAGACGCUUACGAGCGCGGGUGGUGUCAUUGAAAAGAGCUUCUCGCCAGGAAAGUACUCGUUUGAGAUGUCUUCGGCCGCAUACGACUCCUGGAGUUUUGACGAUCAAAGCCUGCCAGCUGAUUUGAUCAAGAGGGGCAUGGCUGUGCCGGACGAGAAAGAAAAGCACGGACUUAAGCUGACCAUCGAGGACUAUCCGUAUGCUAUCGACGGACUGGAGAUUUGGAGCGCUAUAAGACGCUGGGUGCACGAGUUUAUAAACAUUUUCUACAAGAGCGAUGCAGCUCUCCAGGCAGAUAACGAGCUCCAGAAAUGGUGGAGCGAGGUGAGAAGCACCGGGCAUGGAGACAAGAGCCACGAGAAAUGGAUCUCUGGCGUAGACUCUAAGGCCAACUUGGAAAACCUCCUCACAACUUUGAUCUGGACAGCCUCGGGUCGCCAUGCAGCAGUAAACUAUGGACAGUACGCUUACCAAGGAUUUCUCCCAAAUCACCCCUCCAAGACACACAGGCUCAUACCGCAAGAAGGGACCAAAGAACACGCAGAGAUGCGAGAAAACCCCGAGAGAUUUUUUCUCAGUGUGAUCCCGACCAAGGCCGAGACUGCCAUGCUCCUCACAACACUGGAAGUUCUCUCGACACAUCCAGAGGAGGAGGAAUACCUGGGACAGCGCCCAGGCGACGAGCACUGGACGAGCAACCCCGAAAUCCUGGCGGCAUUCCACGCAUUCUCGCGCAGCAUCGCGGAGAUUGAGAGCGGGAUUGAGCAACGCAACAGCGAUCCACAGCUCAAGAACAGGAGAGGACCAGCGAAUGUACCUUACACGCUCCUGUGCCCGCGAUCCGGCGCCGGCAUCACGGGGAGAGGGAUCCCAAACAGCAUCACGAUCUAG